Stegostoma tigrinum is the source of this 2723-nucleotide messenger RNA. RefSeq names its product nicotinate phosphoribosyltransferase (gene naprt). The record is from RefSeq and is a predicted model, not a curated record. Gene Ontology annotation, biological process: NAD+ biosynthetic process. Gene Ontology annotation, molecular function: nicotinate phosphoribosyltransferase activity. The transcript has 13 exons. Lineage: Eukaryota; Metazoa; Chordata; Chondrichthyes; Orectolobiformes; Stegostomatidae. The coding region runs from base 311 to 1930 and encodes 539 amino acids.
CUCCGUUGCUCAUGGUUACUCAUCAAGGAGGGAAGCAGCUCCAAGGUUUCGGGCAUAAAAUGGAAAACCUGUUUGAGCUGUUCCGGUCUCAGAGAAUUCACAAAGUGACAAUGUUCCCUGUAACCACGAGAGGACGACAACUCCCAGAACUCGGUGAGGGGCCACAGUGGAGUUUGUUUCUAUGUCUUUUUCUACUGAACUCUGGCACAGUCAGGAGCUUGCAGUUUGUGUCAGACUGUGUGUGUGUGAGUGAGAGCUCAGUGCGCAGUGCUCUGCCCUGCUCACCCUCAGCCUGCGCUCAGCCAAGACAAUGUUGAGAGAGUACACAGCACAGCCUCUACUCACUGAUCUCUACCAGUUCACCAUGGCCUAUGGAUACUGGAAAUGUGGGAGAGAGCAGACGAAUGCUGUCUUUGAGUUAUACUUCAGAGAAAACCCCCGAGGCGGAGAGUUCACCAUCUUUGCUGGCCUCCAGGAUUGUCUGCUGUUCCUCUCCAAAUUCAAGCUAAGGGAGGAAGACGUCAACUUCCUGCGGAAGGUGCUGCCCCCAACCACAGAGCCUGGUUUUUACGAUUACCUGCGGAACAUUGACACUUCAGCGGUUACACUGCGGGCUGUACCUGAGGGAUCAGUGGUCUUUCCAAAGGUUGCUCUGUUGGAAGUUGAGGGGCCUCUGGCUAUUCUUCAGUUACUGGAAACCCCACUGCUCACUUUGGUGAACUACGCCAGCCUCGUGGCCACCAACGCAGCCAGGUUCAGGCUGGCUGCUGGACCCAGGAAGCGGCUGCUAGAACUCGGCUUGAGGAGAGCACAGGGCCCGGACGGAGGCCUCUCAGCCUCGAGGUACUCCUACAUUGGAGGAUUUGACGGCACUAGUAAUGUCAUCGCUGGGAAACUGUAUGGCAUUCCACUGUUUGGAUCCAUGGCGCAUUCUUACAUCACUUCUUUCACUUCAAUGUCAGAAGUCAAGGUUCAGACUUUGAAACCUGCAUCUGAGGGAGAGCCGGAGGUGAAUUUUGUCUCUCUGUGCGAGAAGUGGCUCUUUCAGGUCUGCCACCUUCUCCAAAUGCCUCAGAAUCGAACCAAUUCCUCGGAGUUUGCAGCCUUCAUCUCCUACGCCAUGACUUACCCGGGACACUUCAUCGCCCUGGUCGACUCGUACAGCGUAAUGAGCAGCGGAGUGCCCAACUUCUGUGCUGUUUCCCUGGCCCUCCACGAAUUGGGCUACAGGGCGAGGGGUCUGCGGCUGGACAGUGGUGACCUGCUCGAGCAGUCACUCAGGAUACGGGGCUGCCUACGGACCUGUGCUAACCAAUUCGGGGUCUCCUGGCUCGCAGCUGUACCCAUCAUCAUCAGCAACAGCAUCAGUUUGAAUGAUCUCAUUGACUUACAGCAACAGGAUAACGAAGUGGACUGUAUCGGUGUGGGCACUAACCUGGUGACGUGCCCAUUACAGCCAUCCCUGGGCUGUGUCUAUAAGCUGAGCCAGGUCGAUGGAAAAGCUCGGGUCAAAGUGACGGAAGACGAAGGGAAAAUGACUCUCCCGGGAAAGAAAGCCGUUUACAGACUGUACGGCCCUGACGGGAGCCCCUUCCUCGAUCUCCUGACUCUGUUGAAGGAACCUGAGCCAAAGGCCAACGAGGAGAUUGAGUGUCAUGCUCUGACCAGGAGAGAAGCUGGUUUCCGGGUGACGGCUGCUCGAGUGGGGACCCUCCAUCAGGUUUACUACCAACACGGCCAGCUUUCUGAGAGCCUCUGUACAACAUCCGAGAUCAGGACGCAUGCCCAGAACUCCUUAGAUAACCUCGCUCCAAAACACAAGCAUCUUCAGGAUCCUGUUCCCUACCAGGUUGCUAUUUCGCGGAAGCUCCGUGACCUCCUCAAUGACCUCAUCAAGAAGAGUAACCCAAGUACUCAGUGUCCCGAAUGAGCCAAUCACAUCGAUGCUUCCUGUAGGUGUCAACAGCCAAUCAGAAAAGACGGAAGAAGUUUGGAAGGAUUGAACUGAAACCAGAUAAUGCCGAAGGUCAUGGUCUUUGCAGUCGUCAGGACAAACAUGAGAAAGCCAAAUCUCAAAUGACAUUACCAAUUGCAACGAGUAACUCUACACUCCCAAACUCCCAAUAUACAUCCCAGCAAUUGGCUGACUGAGUCAAGUUCCUAAUUAGCAGAGCACAGACUGUACUCGACCAGCCCAUACUUGCAAAUCCCAAAAAACAAUGUGAUGGAUUCUGUAAUUGAGUAGCAUUUGUUGAACAAUCCAACUGUGGCAAUAAUGGUACUCAUGACUGUGGUUAGGGGAGCAGGGGUUAAAUAAUUAUUCUUCUGUAGCAGUGAAUAAUUCCCACGUAAACCCUAAAGACCAGUUUCAGCAGGAUUCUGCACAUGAACAUCGUACGAAACAGAGCCACUAUUAGCAAAAUAAAAUCCCAGAGGCUUUGAAGUCACAAGGGAAGUAGAAAGAGGGAAGUGAUGUAGAAUGGGGGAUAACAGUGCCAAGCUAAAGAUUAAUGGAAUCUUGAUUGGGCAAGAAGACAAUAGCAAAUUUAAUCCAAUGCUCAGAAUUUGUGUGAAAUGAGAUUGGAAUUUGGAUAACAGGAUGCUUAUAUGGGUGGAGAUGAUUCAAAGCUACUGCAUUUUCCUCUGUUCCUCCAGUUUCCAUUCUAACUCGUUUGGAAUGGUCUCUGUCUCUAUGCAUAUUUAAAUAAACGAUCAGAACCCUG